CAAAAAAUAGGGAUGAGCGCCAUGUCUGAUCCUACAGUUGUGGAAUAGAGAGAUACACAUCCAGCGGCUUGGGGAGUCCGUUUCGGGCUCGCUAUUUAGGAUGUCGGAGAGCAGCGGGCUGCAGCAGGGCUCCCCAGCUGUGGGGGCGGCGGGCUUGGCCCCUGCUGCUCCCGGGGGAGGAGGGACGGAGUGUUCGGGCGCUGCUGCGGGAUCUGCUGGUAUCGCCGUGAAGAAGGCGCAGCUUCGCUCCGCUCCGCGGCCGAAGAAGCUGGAGAAACUCGGAGUCUAUUCCUCUUGCAAGGCUGAAGAGUCCUGUAAAUGUAAUGGAUGGAAGAGCCAAAAUCCACCCCCAACUCCUCCCCGGGUGGAUUUGCAGCAGAUAACUGUCAGCCUCACUGAGCCCUGCCGCAGUUGCGGUCACUUACUGGCUGAUCAUGUUUCCCACUUGGAAAAUGUGUCAGAGGAGGAAAUGAACCGGUUGUUGGGAAUUGCACUAGAUGUGGAGUAUCUCUUCACCUGCGUACAUAAGGAAGAGGAUGCAGAUACUAAACAAGUUUACUUUUCCCUGUUCAAACUUCUGAGAAAAUGUAUUUUGCAGAUGGGUAAGCCUGUGGUGGAGGGAGCCCUAGAAAGCCCUCCGUUUCAAAAACCAAGCAUUGAACAGGGAGUAAAUAACUUUGUACAGUACAAGUUCAGCCACCUUCCUUCGAAAGAAAGGCAGACAAUUGUUGAACUGGCCAAGAUGUUUCUAAAUCAGAUCAACUACUGGCAGCUGGAGACGCCCUCUCAGAGGAGACAACGGUCACCCGUUGAUGAUGCAGUGGGUUACAAAGUGAACUAUACCAGGUGGCUCUGCUACUGCAACGUCCCCCAGUUCUGUGACAGUCUCCCUCGGUAUGAGACCACACAGAUAUUUGGAAGGACUCUCCUUCGAUCAGUCUUCACUGUAAUGCGAAGGCAACUGCUGGAACAAGCCCGCCAGGAGAAAGAUAAGCUCCCUCCUGAGAAACGAACACUAAUCCUCACACACUUUCCAAAAUUUUUGUCUAUGCUUGAAGAAGAGGUUUAUAGCCACCAUUCUCCUAUCUGGAAUGAAGAUUUUAUGGCAUGUUCAUCUACAACCGGCCAGUUAGGAAUUCAGACAGUGAUCAGUGCUCCUCCUGUGGCCAGAUCCUUUUCUUACAGUGUUAACCCUGCACCCCUUGACUCAGCAAACGGUGGGAAUUUAAGCCGUGCCUGCAGAGUGACAUCUGCUCUAGAUCCAGAACUAGGUGAAAAACGCAAAUCGAUAGAGCCUUUUGCUCCUGAAGAAACAAAGAGACCGAGAGUCAUGGGAGAUAUUCCUAUAGAACUGAUCAAUGAAGUGAUGUCCACCAUCACAGAUCCAUCUUCCGUGCUGGGACAAGAGACCAGUUUUCUUUCUGCACACUCAGCAAGAGAUGAAACUGCCAGGCUGGAAGAGCGGCGGGGUGUGAUUGAAUUUCACGUUAUUGGAAAUUCCUUAAACCAGAAGCCAAAUAAAAAAAUCAUGAUCUGGCUUGUUGGCCUGCAAAAUGUGUUUUCCCAUCAACUUCCCAGAAUGCCCAAAGAGUACAUUACACGACUGGUCUUCGACCCGAAACACAAAACUCUGGCACUGAUCAAAGAUGGGCGUGUGAUUGGGGGGAUAUGCUUCAGGAUGUUUCCCUCACAAGGCUUUACUGAGAUUGUGUUCUGUGCAGUCACCUCAAAUGAACAAGUCAAAGGAUAUGGAACCCACCUAAUGAAUCACCUCAAGGAAUACCAUAUCAAGCAUAAUAUUCUGAACUUUCUGACAUAUGCAGAUGAGUAUGCCAUUGGAUACUUCAAAAAGCAAGGAUUCUCUAAAGACAUUAAAGUUCCCAAAGCAAAAUAUGUUGGCUAUAUCAAGGACUAUGAAGGUGCCACACUGAUGGGAUGUGAAUUGAAUCCAAGAAUCCCUUACACAGAGUUUUCCGUCAUCAUAAAGAAACAAAAAGAGAUAAUUAAGAAGUUGAUUGAAAGGAAACAAGCUCAGAUCCGAAAGGUUUACCCUGGGCUUUCCUGUUUUAAGGAAGGCGUUCGGCAGAUCCCUAUUGAAAGCAUUCCUGGAAUAAGGGAAACUGGAUGGAAACCUGCUGGUAAAGGGAAGGAGCUUAAGGACCCUGAUCAGCUUUACAGUAUCUUGAAAAGUAUCCUGCAACAUGUAAAGGGUCACCAAAAUGCAUGGCCUUUCAUGGAGCCAGUCAAGAAAACGGAAGCUCCUGGAUACUAUCAAGUGAUACGCUUUCCAAUGGAUCUGAAGACAAUGAGUGAACGUCUUAAAAACCGAUACUACACAACGAAAAAGCUGUUUAUGGCUGACAUGCAGAGGAUCUUCACUAACUGCAGGAAAUAUAACCUACCAGAGAGUGAAUAUUACAAGUGUGCUAACUUACUGGAGAAAUUCUUCUACACUAAAAUUAAAGAAGCUGGUUUAAUUGAAAAGUAAGUUUGCAGGUAUAAGGCAAAAGGUACAUUCUUAUUAGGUUACUCUGUUUACUCAGGUAAAUAUCACUAGCAGAAAAAAACACUCCAGAGUAACAGAACUUACUUUUUCUGAAAAUCUGAAAGAUUAUUAAUGGGAUUUUUGUCUACUUCUAGCCAGUAGGAGACACAACAGGUCCAGGAACACAAUUUUUAUAUAACCAUUUGUGCAUGACUUCAUGGUGUCUUUGUACAGUACCAGAGAGUAUCCUGUAGAUGUAUGUACUGGUCUGGGUCUUGUAUGUUUUUUAAUAUUCCAUCCUGUCAAGAACUAUUUCAUAAGGUUUUUCUGGGGGAGUAGUCAAUUCAGAAUGCAGCCUUUUUUUUCAAGGAGUGGUAUCUUUCAGAAUUUUUACCCUGAACUAUGUUUUUAAUUUAAUUAUAUAUAAUAUGUUUCCCAUAGUAGUUCCACAAAGUCUGGAACUCAAAUAAGAAAUGCACUUAUUUAAAGCACAUAUGCAAAUAUUAGGAAAUAAGAGCAUUUUCCGAAUGUUUUGUGUUUUAACAAGGAAAAGGAAACCUAAUGCACGCUUAUUGCUUAAUUUAUGUAGAAAAUAAUUAUUUAUGUGAUGUUAUUUCAAGGGUUGUUAGUAUAUCUUUAAAGAAAAGGUCUUAAUUUAUUGUCUGUCUUAAUGUCUCCCCUACAAAAGACUAUUGACAUUUGUAUUUUGAUAAAAAUGUGCAAUAAUGAGUAGUUUCGUUUUGUAAAAUGUUUGUAUUUUUAAAUA
Molecule: messenger RNA, 3251 nt
Organism: Lepisosteus oculatus (spotted gar)
Lineage: Eukaryota; Metazoa; Chordata; Actinopteri; Semionotiformes; Lepisosteidae
Gene: kat2b
Product: K(lysine) acetyltransferase 2B
Biological process (GO): chromatin remodeling; positive regulation of transcription by RNA polymerase II
Cellular component (GO): ATAC complex; nucleus
Molecular function (GO): protein binding; histone H3 acetyltransferase activity
Source: RefSeq, a predicted model, not a curated record